AUGGUGUCCCAGGGCCAGGCUCACCUGGACCCCGAGGAUGUGGGUCUCUGGGACUUCAAGGCUCAGAUGGAGGUGCAGUUGAUCUUCCAAGUGUGGGAUUGCUUCCAUGCAAGCAGGAAGGAGGGACAGUGGUGGUGAGCGACCUUAUUGGAUGGCCCUCUGGCCAUGCUCCACAGAGUGUUAGAAGCUCUUCCCCAGAUGCAGGCUGAGGCCAACGCACCAGGCACCUUCCCAAUUAGAGUCAGCCAGAAGUCAGGCGCCAACUGCAUCCUUUCAGUUCUGGGGGCAGGGGCUUCUAGCUUUGCCCAGAGUGGGGUAGAAGCCCCUGCCCCCUUGUGUGCAGCUUGGCACCCACAGCACUAUUGA
This is a messenger RNA of Nycticebus coucang (slow loris), 366 nucleotides long. RefSeq names its product protein tyrosine kinase 6 (gene PTK6). NCBI's taxonomy places the organism in Eukaryota, Metazoa, Chordata, Mammalia, Primates, Lorisidae. The transcript has 3 exons. The record is from RefSeq and is a predicted model, not a curated record.